This is a messenger RNA of Amoebophrya sp. A120, 20114 nucleotides long. The record is from the annotation of a GenBank genome assembly. Lineage: Eukaryota; Dinophyceae; Syndiniales; Amoebophryaceae.
CGAAACCCAGCCGGAAAACGAAGACGACAAGAAGCCGCAUGUUCAGAAUCCAGUGUAUGAGGUGCUGAAGCAAAAUCGCCCGAAAUACCACAUGCUGGGUGGCUUGUCUUACAAGGCGGCCGCCUUAGCGGACGCGCAUCUCGAGUGUACUGAAUACCUGUUUGCGAAGCCACCAGCGGUGUGCGCGACCCGGAGCAGAUUUGCGUUCGAUGAUGAGGAUAAGAAACGGUUUCUGCAACUACGACCGCAGGGUGAAGAUUUGCGACAAAAACAUGUUGAUAAGCUCACGACCCAGCUGCUCCUGCCGUCCUCUACUUCGGAGAUGUUGCGCCUCGCAAGUGGAGGAACUACAACCGACCGGAGUCGACAGAGAAGCACCAGAUCUGACAGAGAAGUGGUUCUACUUCCAUAUAAUCGGCGUGAACAAGACCACCGCGUCGAGUUCCAGAAGGGAACAGCAUCUUCAACAUCAACGGGCACCAGAACAAGCAUCCAAAAUUCGUCUGCACAAGUACCAGACGCAACGUUCUUCCGCUGCUGGGAGAAGGCAGCUGCUAGGAGUCGGAAUAUUGAAAUGAAUGCUCUUAAGCAGCUUCUGCUCGGUGGAGAGGCAUUGCGACCAGCACGACCAGUAGCGAGGACAAAAAUGUCGUACACAGACAGCUACCUGUCGUCCCUCCUCGAGAGCCAGCUGCUGACCACGCGAGAAACCUGGAAACGACAGGUCGAGUUCGCAAUCGAGCAGAUCGAGAAUCAUGGUCCUGGUUCGCUUGAUAGCAGUGCAACAACUCCGAUCCCCUUUGACGUCCGGCCCCUGUAUUGCAAGCGGCAGGCGCGGUCCCGCAUUCUCUACAUUCGCGUGCGGAACCGGAUGCGGCGGCUGCGAAAGCGCGCGGAAAAGAAGGAUCGCGACAAGCGGCGCCGUAGGCCGCGGAGGCGGAGGAAGAAGAAAAAGAGAGCGUUUGGCGGGAAGAUGAAUAAUAAUCCCAUGUUCGGCAAGAAGGGGCGCAAGAAACUUUCGGAAACCCGGUUCCGCGCGGACCAUAAGGGGCGAAUCUACAAGAUGACCAAGACCAUGAAGGGGAAAGGCCGGGGGAAGCGCGCGCACUUCACCCGCGAACGGAUGGCGGGAAAGAUUAAGAAAGACAAGAAGACCGGCCGGCCGAAGGCGCUGAUUCGGAACGGGCAAAUGUGCCGUUUGGACAAGCGGGGAAAGGUGGUGGUGAGCCGGAAAACCGGGAAGCCGUAUCCUGGGUAAGAACAUCCCCAAACCAUAGUCAAGUUGGGAAAUUUGCAACACAAAUCUCCGAGGCUUGGGAGUUAUGCAUGACAAGUUUGGCCUCGUAGUGGAGUCCUGCUUAGCUAGUUUAGCAGCAUCACAGAUCUAGCGCAUCAUGCUGAUUGGAGCAUGACAAAUUCCGAAACACGACUAGAGAAUGCCUCUCACGGAGCUCCGCAUGAGAAAUAUUUUCAGCAUGCAGAUUUGCAUGGCAACUCUGGGGUGGGGACGUUUUUCCAAAUGAUAAGCCGGUCAGUCGACCCAUCCAGGCACGGAAGAUCAAGUGGAACAAGCCAAUAUCCUGUGCAAAAGUAUCGCACUCGUGGUAAUCGCAGUCAUGCAUUACAAAUCUCCAUCCCAAGAUAUAACAGCAUGACAAAUUCCAUUUGUCAUGCUGACCGAAUUUGUGAUGCGAUUUCUACUAGUACGAUGCUUUUGCAAUGCAUAGCCAAGGCCGAUGGUUCACCCCUGGCGGCGGUGCAAGAAGGCCGGGCGAAGGCGCGGGUGGUACCGGAAGCGGCCCAUCUGGCGGAGACAGGCGGACUGGUGGUGGAAUACGACAGCGCACAACUUCCCCUCCCCCUCAUUUGUAUAGCAUGAACGGCAACAAAAACACCAGCACACAAGGAGCCUAUGCAUGACAAAUUCAUGCGCCUAGUGUAGUACUGUUUGGGCUUCCGGAAUCUGUCAUGCAAACAGUGCCACAGGGAGGCGCGUGGAUUUGGGGGUUUUGCAUGACAAAUGAGGGGGAGGGGGAGUUGUGCACUGUCAUAUGGAAAAUGGAUAAGACAAGAAGGCAUGAAUGGAAGCUCAACAAUGCGUUCGGGGUCCGUUGCUGGAAGACCCCGGUAAAAAAGGUUUGGCGCCGCGCCCUGCUCCCCCGCGGGGCCGGCCCGAAAGGGUAUCCGUCGUACUUCCGAAAAUCGUGGAAGUGGAAGAUGCGGCGGAGGACGGGCAUGUGGAAGCGAAAAUGCUUUUACAAAAUCAGUGCGCACAAGAUCAGCAGAAAGAACAAGAAGCGGUCGUUUAAACAGAAGCACAACUGCUACCUGAGCCGGGUGAUUCUCUUGCGGCCGCGGUAUUUUCAAGGGAAAAACAUGAAGCGCUGGCGACGGUGGCGAUCCCGGAAAGUGAAAUGGCGCUUUCGCAAGUUAAACCGGAAAAGAAAGACGUGGCGGCGCGCGCACCGCUGGUACCAGAUCCGCAAGAAGGCCUAUCGCAAGUUGCGGCACAACCGGAAGAAAACCGUGCUCUGCUAUUUCGACGUGGACGCAUAUGGGAACAUCGUCGGUCGCAAGGAAAAUGGUCUCACUGGCGACUUGGCGAAAAACUACCGGCUGGUGCGCGAGGUGAAGCGAGUCCAGGACAAGGGGAAAACUGGGGCUUGGACCUGCUUCCAUUGCCAGUUUCGGAACGGGGCUCGGCGGAUCACCUGUCGAAGGUGCAAUGCGCCACCACACCAGCUGGUGCAGCAGCCCGGAAGAAACAAUGUGAGUUCAUGUGCCACUUUCGCCCCAACAUCAUGUCGUCCACUACUAGGCACCGCCAGGCCGUCGUGGGACGAUGCGCAAGACUUCUACCGAUUAGCUUUCACCGGCCAGGCCGUGGCGCCGAGCGAAAAUUUAACGGACUGGAACCUGGAUUUGCUGCUCCACGUGGCUACGCGAAACUGUGCCGAGCUGAAUCAGCGGGUAGUAGUACAAGAACGUGUGGGAAAUACUGCAGGAACAGGGCCGAAGAUGACAGAUUCCACUCUGAGGAAAAAGCAAACGCCGGAAGAUGAUCUUCAUUCUGAAGCAGGAGACCACGACACAAAGAUCAUUAUAAACCGCGCAAAAAUGCAACUGCUGAGCCGACGUAAAAAGGAGGCUCGAAAAUACAACGAGUGGUACGACAACUUGUAUGAGCAACAAGUUUUGAAGAGAAAAUCCCGGACGAGGAAAACGCUUUUGGUCCGUGACGACGCCACAGGCGAACUUUUCUGCGUCCCGGACUACCGAAAGGUCCACAAAAAGCACCGGCUCGAGUCCUACAAACAAAUGCGGCGGCACCUGCCGCCGGUUUUCUUCCCAUUGAUGGAAUUGAGUGCGAAAACAGAUCAGUACCUCGCGGAAGUGGAGCAGAAUCUAAAGAACAAGUUCGGGCUCUACGACCGGGAGUUCUGUCCGCGCGGGGCCUUAUCGGUCGCGGAGAUGCUGGAGGACGACGAUGUGAUCUUGUCACAAACUGGUGUGACCCGUCACGUGAAACGGCGACGGGACAGCGCCAUCCCCUGGGACCGCGCCCAGGCGAGCGUGGGGAUGCUAAUGCAAGCGGAACUGACGACCACCUUGGACUACUACGAAAGGCGGACAAGGUACGACGAGAUGCAACUCGUUGUUCCCCGCGGCGGCCGCCAGGAGCUUCAAGGGAAGGAUUCGCGGUCCCCCGAAAAGCACCUGCACAACGAAGACGCGAGAUUCUCAGCCGAAAGGCUCGGCGAGGAGAUUCUGACCCCAAUCCGCAAAGUGGUCGGCCCGCACCUGUAUGAAGGGUGGAAAAACGCCAUUCUGUUGCGUUUGAAACAGGGGCAGCAGCAGUACGAAGCAGGAUCACGACUUCUACGCGAAAAUAGUAAGCCUCCGUUAGUACCAAAGCACUGGGCCGCGUGUGGCCUGCAACUUGCGCCCUGCUUUGUUCAAAUGCAGCAGCAGCAGCAGCAGGUAGUGGGAACAACGGGAUCUGAAUCUGCUUCUACCUCUCCUUCUCCUACUCGGCCCUCGAUCGAUGGCACAGCAGCUUUAUCAAAACCGACUCCACCUUCUGCUGCAAUUUUGCCACAGGACAUCUCGCGCGGGCCGGCUGUGCCGGUGGUGCAGUGGAGAAAGGCGCAGCCUCUUGCGCAAAAGGUUCGAGCACUGGCAAACGGCGAAGCGGUGUUGUAUCGGGAAGUUCACAUACAGGAUCAACAUCUUGAUCAACAUUUUCUCGGUCCGACUUUCAACGGUGCUUCUACUUCCGGUUGCAGCAGCUCACCUGAAGAUGCUUUGGCAAAUGACAGACAAAAUGCAAGAGAUCCAACAGCACAAAACGUACAAGAACUACCGGCAGACGAGCAAAUGUCUGCCCAAGGGCAACCUCCAGGGACAAGCAGGUUCUCCUCAACAAGUAGGCACAGUUCAUCGAAACAGACGAGCGACGUUGUUGACCUGGAUGAAGAAGAUGAUUUGCAGCCUGCUGCUUUGGAUGAAGCUGCGAGGGAGCAUCACAAUGACUGUGGCUCUAUUGCAUCUGAUGCGCCUUCAGAUCGGGUUUCUCUCGUGCUGACUACCGAUGACGAGGAAGAGGAGGAUCAUGAUGUUGCAGAAGAAGUACAACUCUACUCCGCUGUCAAGACCGCGGGAAUGAGAGAGCUGCAAUGGGAAGAGGACCGUCUACUUGCAGAAGAUAUUGAUCAACAGCAGGAAAAAUUAGCGCAGGAGUUCCAGGAUCAGCAAUUUGCUAGUUCUCCUGCACGAACACUUUCGACUUGUCCAUCUCCCUCACAGGAACGAACAAGUGAAGCAAGCAGCAUGUCCCCGCCCCCGGUCGUGCCACCUCAAAGAGCUUUCCGCUUCGCCACGCCUUUGUACAAAAAAUUCAACUCCCAGCGCUCUGCGCCGCACCACCUGCACCGCCUCGAUUACUACGAUAAGAUUCUAAGGGCUAGCUACGAGCAGAACUACCAGUUUGACGACCAAGGCGACCCCGUGCCGACUUUUGCACCGCGGGACGUCGGAGAAGGCGGUGAAAGUGACAGUGAGAGCAGUUUGUCUUCGCUGUCGUCUUUUAACUCCGACGACUUCAUGUCGUGGAAGUCAUCCGACAGCGAUAGCGUGUCUUCGCCCUCGGUGUCAUCUGUUUCUGAUUCCGAUGAUGAGGGCGGCCAACGUAAAGCUAAUGCGAAGAACCUCCGGACGGCGUCUGAUGGCGAUGCCUCGUCCAUCUCCGACAGUGACGAGAACGACUCUAACGAUUCGAACGACCUGGAAGAUGUUCUCUCCCGUAGCCGCAGCAGCGAUACUGUGAGCGAGAUUGCGGAGGAGGACAAAAUUCAGCAGCAUUUCCUGGAUUGGGCCAAGGUGGAGAACCCCGAGGCGUUUUGUUUCCACCACGACGGGGUGAUGCCCCACAGAUCGUACGAACAGGAGCUCAAGGAGGAGAAGCGGCAAGACCGGCUUUUUGAACGCGAGGAGGCGAAGAGGGAGGCGAAAAGGGUGAAAGAAGAAGCGAAAGAACGCCGUCGCGAAGAGAAAAUGGAAGCCAAGAGAAAAGAGCGGAAAGAACAGAAGCGGCAGGAGAGGAAAAAGCAGGAAGAGUCCGUGGAGGGACGGCGGAAUCAGCGGAAUUUGAGGAAAGCAUGGUGGCAAAGCGCGGUGGAGGAGAAAUGGGAAGAAAGUAGAAAGAGGCAGAAACAGGAGAUUGCGGAAGUCGGGUUGAAGGCUGUUGUAGAGAAAGGGCUUUGUACUCUCGGUUUGUCGAAGGUAAAAGAGUUUCUGACAAUGCAGCAGCAAUGGAAUGAGUUUCUGUUGCAACCAAAAACGGACAAGUUUUUUGCGCAGUUGGGCUGCAAGACUCCAGAGGUCGAGCUGCAGUUUCAUCCCGGUUCUUCAACUACUUCCCAGCAGCCGUGUUUGUUGACAACAGGAAAACACGCGCACGAAGAACCGCUUUUCGAGUACGAGCACUUUCAACGCUGGCUGCGCAUGAAAGAAGAAAAGCAAGAUAUCGUGGACCAAGUGGCUUUGUUGGUUCAGCGUGUGCGAUCGAAGCUCGGUUCUGAUCGUGCAAAAAUGCCGUCGCGUCUGUUCGAACUGGCGCUCCAGGAGUUCCAGAGACAACGAAUACUUCGGCAAGGAAAAUACAUGUCCGCGCCAAGUGCAAGUUUGGUCUUCCCAGCAGGUGACCGCUCUCUGAUGUCGAGCAGCUGUCGUGGGUUCGAUUAUAGGGAGGGGCUGUACAACAGAGGACAAACUACACGCCGCGCAGAUCAUCUCCUAAUCGACGAUGUGGAAACGUGGAGCGCGAGAAUAAAUCAGGAUUGCGACGUGAAGAUCGCGCUGCCUGUGCCCGCACAGAAACACAGAAUGCGGGCGAUGGAGCAGCUGGAGCUUGCCCGCCGUGCGCGGCAGUUCAGGGAAGCGGAUAUGUACAGCACGAAAGGGUUCGAAUUCUCUCCAGCCGGGAUCGAAUCUCUGGCGAACUUCUUGAUGCCGUUUCACCGGGGAGAGGAGCACUUUGAGUGGAUGAAGCGAAAGAAAUUGCAGGAAUUUUCCGGGCCUGAGAAUUACUUACAAAACGGCGCGCACAAGACGUUCUCCUUUCAAUCCCCAGGAGAUAAACCGGAUAAUUCUAUGCUCGUACCUCCUCCGCCCGGGAAAAGAUUUUCGACGAACGAAUUUGAAGGAAUAAAUGCACCCUACAUGAUGGGUCCGCUGGCGCCGGCGUGCUUCGGACAUUUUGCGAUUCCGAUAAGCAAUAAACCGGGGUCGGAGCCCGACCCGCGAAGCCAGGAGAUCAUGCCGUCUCUUUUGCGAGCCAGCGUGCACAAGCAACGGUUCGUCCCGUGGGAUCCGGAUCAGCUCGAAAUUCAGAUGGCCAUUCAAACCGCCGCAGAGCAAGAUUACUUCUACACGCUGGCGCGAGACCGGGCCAAGUGGUUCGCCGAUCGGGAAAGACGGAAAGCACAGCAGUUGAGAAUAAAGAGGUACGAAAAUUAUAACGACAACGACGAGGACAACGACUGCUCCUCUGCAGCUUCGGACAACUACGACGUUGCGAGCGACCCAGAGGCUGAGUAUGACGCCCUGGGCAAGGCCGACUUGUUCAGGGACAUUUUGCGCGUAACGGGACCGCUUAACCAGGCCAACAUCGAGCCAAAGUCGCAGCGGUUGUGGAAAGAGUUUGCGAAGAAACUUCCGGCGUUUUUCGCCCAGAGACGGAAAGAGAAGAAGACAAGCAAGACGAGAAGAAAGGUGAACAGGUGGUGGCGGAAGCACCAACGAAAGAAGAAUUUCGGCAAAAUCUCCUCGACGAUGAAGAGCAAGUACAACGCUGGAGUUGUACCAAACCGCAACGACUCAAAGCCUUUUGUAAAGGAAAUUCCGGUGGAAAUGGAAAAGGAAGAGCAAGCUUUGUGCCAUGCAGACAACGGCAAUAAUGACCAUCCUGUCGGCAAUUAUCUUCCCGAGAACAGCCUUGCACAAGAACAUGUGCCGCAGCAAGCCCUCGACAACGUUUUUGCAAUAUCAACAUCAGAAACCGUGGGCACAACUACGGCAACUGAGCUGCACCUGCAACUGAGCACGGCGCCGUCCGAUGGCACCAGAUGCGCGUCAAGUAGAACUCCUGCGACAAGCGAGCCGCUGCAGUUUCACAUUGGCACACCAGAAAAAACGAGAACAGCAGAAGAAGUAGCACAGGAUCAUGGGCCACCACCAGCACAGCACUUUGCGCUGUUUACACCGGAGGAGCUCAAUCAGCCUCUCGUUAUCGGCGCGAUGGAUGAGGACGGAUUAGACAGCUGCUGGAACAACCAAACGUGGUCUUCGGCCACUUCGAGCUAUUCAGAUUCCGUCUAUAAUCCCGCCGCGUCAACGGCAUUUGUUCAUGGCGCGGGAGGAGAUCAUCCUGCAAGUAGUGUCGUCUCUGGCGCCGGCGGCAGUGUUGGCCAAUAUUCCGCCUUUUUCGGGUCGGACUCCAGGCCGGUGAGUCCACGGCAGCGUUUCGCAACUGAGGGUUCCGUGGUCUUUGCGGAAAGCUUGGAUUCGUCGCCGAUCUGCCAGCCAGGACAACGGUUCUUCGAUCCGGAAGUCUACAGUGGAGUGGAACAAGCGGUAUUGCAUUGUGAUCCACCUCGACCACGUGGACAAGAAGAAGACCAAGACGCGCACCAGCCGCGGGGACCUUCAAGAAGAGCAAGGGCUAAUACGCGCGGAAGUCUUCUUUCGAGCCGUCCACCAGCUUCGCCGUUGAGCGUGACCCCGGCACCGUCGUACGAUCCGUCCACGGUGGACCUGCACGGUACCUUUAGUAUCCGCGGAGAAGGAGGGGACUUCGACUCCCUCGCCGCCUCACAGCAGACAGUUCCACUUUACGACGGGGCCUGCACUACGAGUACAACUACGCGAGUUAACAAGAGUGGCGUAUUCCGGAACGAGGAGCUUCUGGUAGAUACCAAGCACGAUGGUCGAGAAGAAGAAGUCGGUGAUAAUGUUGUAGCGGAAAAUUCUGCAAGUGGUUCUAGUUCCUCUUCUGCGGUGGAUCAUCGUUUGCCGGCGAACUUCUCUUUCCAAUCCGACGCCAGCAGCGCCAGUGUCAGUGAAGAGGAUGAUGAAGACCUUCCUCUAGUUGGACAUCAAAAGGAAACACUGCUUCCGAGAGAGGACGAUGACAGUAGCAGCAGCAGCAGCAGCAGCAGCAGCGACGAUGAUAACGAAAGCAGUCUCGACGGCACAACCAAGAAAAAGAAAAAGGUAAAGUCCACACUGAACCCAGAUGCGCAGGAAUUUACCCCCGGGAAAAAAACCCACGGCGGGCCAUCGACCCUGCAACAGUGGAUGCGCGUCUCGCCUCCACAAAAUGACAGCAUUGCUACACCUCGGCUCGACGUAGCGUCGCCCCCGUUAUUGGGCGAAGCCGGCUCUUCGCCAUUUACGCCGGUCAGCGAAGCUCAAGCGGUGGCCUGGGAAAGGCGCGGCGAAGGUCGCGGCCAGAACUCUACUUCGGACGUCGACGAGGACAGUCUGCUCUCCGACUCGGAGCAGGAGGAGGUUCUUUCCGCGCAAAAAAAGGACGCAGCUGCGGAUGAAGAUUCGUCCGAUUCUCUGUCUUCUUUUGAGAAAGAGUGCGAGAUGGAGGAGCAAGCUCGUCGUGAAAAGUAUGCUUGUAACGACGGUGUUUCCCUCGUAGAACACGAGGCUCAGACGACAGGUGGAACAGGAACUAGUGCCCCCUGUAACGAAGAUCUUGUAUGGUGUGCAGCAGACGAGGAUAUAUAUGGAGAACAACUUCUUCUACCCGACGAAGAGGAUAACGAGUCCUGUUCUCGCCUGAGUCCAAUGCACUCCCCCCGCCCGCGUCACCUGCUGGAGCUAACAGACUUCGAGUAUGUUGAUGGCAGGAAGACGACGGAUGAAUACAGAUUAUUCCUGGAAGGCUGCCGGGACUACGUCCACCCGAACUCGUUCGAGGAGAACCUGGACCGAUUUCAGAACCUCGACCGCAUCAACCUCAUGAAAGAGCUUCUAGAAAAGGACCGGCCGACAAGCUGGAUCCGCCGCAAAGCUGAAAAAGACGGGCCGCUUAGUGUCCUUCUGGACUUGCGCGAUGCUGCUGUGGAAGCAGGAAGGUACAAAAACGAAGAGGAAGGCGAAGCAGAAGCAGGAGUAGAAGCCGGAGCAGAGGAAACGAGCAUAGUUGUCCGAGACUACUUCUAUGUUGAACCCGCGGCUCAGGCACCUAUUCCUGGGUGGAACGAGUUCGUUCCCGGUAAUUUCUGGCACGUAUGCUAUAUGUCGCCUUCCACAAUGCCACCCACACAUUUCUUCGCUACCAAUGAAGCAGUCGACUAUGCCUGGGAUAAUAGACAGCUUUGGGAAAAAACGGUGCAGCUAGAGCAAAAGCGGUAUCAACUCGCACAGGACGCCCGGAGCAGAAUAAUGUACGGGGCGGUGGAGGCGAAGAGAAUUAAAGAUGAAUUGAGUGAGGUCGUAGUAGAUACAUGCGCAGCUGAGCAGAUCCAAAAAGCCGAAGACGCGAAGGAGUGGGAACUGCGGGAGCAAAAAGCAAGACAGAAGGCAGAAGAGAAGCGAAGGAGGCAGCAGGAAGCGGAAAAUCAACGGCUCAUCGACAAGUUUGGCGGGAAAGUGAUUCGCUGGUCGGAAAAAACAAAAUCUGGGGACUGGGAAGUCUACUACGAGAUCGUUCCCGACAAAGACCGUAUAAAUGCGCACAAGAGAGAUCAGAAAGAAAUCGCAGGGAAUAUCGAUGCUUUUUACGAUGCCCAGCAGGCGCAGGUCAGCGCCCGGAACAAGCAGGAGGAAGCCCAGCUGGAUCAUGCGCCGCUUGGUCAAGAAGCACGACCAUCGCAAGCCACUGGAAGGAAACGCGCAAUCCUCGACUUAGCAGGGACCGACGACGAUGAUGAUGACAACGAAAGUGAAGACAACUGGUUUCACACCGCGGGAAGCAAGACUGGUAAGAGCACUGCACAGCGAAAAAUACCGCCGAGGCAGAAGAUGAAGCGUACUCCGCCAGAGGAGAUCAUCCCUUGGCGGCGGCUGCUGGACCCACCUCCCCACGUCCAGAAAUUCCUCGACUACACCUAUGCUGUGCAAAAGCAUCGUACUAGUAGAAAUCGCAUUACAAAUUCGAUUAGCAUGACAAAGGGAAUUUGUCAUGCUGUUUUACCUUCGGAUGGAAAUUUGUAAUGCAUGAUUGCGAUCCUUACAAGUGCGACUGCGAUACUUUUGCACAGGAUCACGCCCGCCAAAGAGCGAAGGACAAGUCCGAGGGAAAAAGAAGGCGAAGUUCCGUAUCAACUUUUGAAGACGACGACUCCGGGCCUGAUGCAGCUCAAUUACUAGAUGAAGGACAAACUUUGAUACUCCAGCGCCUGAAAGCCGAAAACAAGCAGAAGAAGCAGCUGGAAAAAGCAAAAAAGAGAGGACGGGUCAGCCGCUGGAACAGGAUGGAUCCGGACGAAAACAUCGACUGCUUUGACGGCGACAUCGCCACCGAGCCGGUCACGCUCGCUCGCGAUUUUGAGGAAGAGGAGUUCGCGGCGUGGCAGCAAGAGUUCGGCGGUCCUGCGGUCGUUCCUUCUGAUGCACAUACAUCUUCCGCACUCGAGAACGACGACGACGACGGGGGGAAGAAUUUUUUUGGCUCUGAUGAUACUAGCGAUACUGAAAGCGAUGAAACUGACAGCAGCUUUUCCUCUGGUGACAGUGACUUCGAGCUCGAGGAGGAAGUAGAGACUGAUGGUGUACUGUUUUCUGCCGUCCCGACCGCUCCUGCUCCGAGACGUAGUACGAGCGCGCUUGUCGUCGCACCGUCUGGUUCACGCGAUAUCAACCACUGUCACGACGACGUCGAUCCUCUGCGCAUGACAACUCUACGGGUCCGCGUCCAAGAGUCGGACACGAGUUUUCGUUUUCUGCGUCGCGAAGCCUCAAUGGGCGUGAACGAACAGAGGAUCCUGAAAAAGGUGACGCAGCCCAGCCGGUGGGCGGACGUGCACUUUGGCGGUUUUGAUAAAGCGGAGAACCUCCUCGAUCCCACACAACAUCCGUUUUUCCAGCGGGAGCAACAGCUCUCUCUAGUCCAGGAGUCCUACCAACCGGAGCCGUUUCUCUUCCCACGCUCGAAGAAAGACGCGUGGAAGUUGCAGUGGAAGACCGCAGAGUGGUUCCAUUUUAAGAAGCGCAACAGGACCAGCAAGGCGAAAUUUGGGAAGAAAUGGCGGAAAGUGUUUUUGAAAAAGCAGAAGCGUGGUCUCUGGCCAAACAAUUUGGACCGCAUGCAGGACUACCAGAUGGAGAAGAUUGCGUACGUUUGUCCCGUAUGAAGUGCAAAUAUGUCUGGGUCUCGAAGGAUGUAAACUUGUCAUGCUGCGCUUGGAUUGUAAACAAAUCUGUAUUGCAUGACCAGCAAGACAAUAAUCCAGUUUGCGCUCCGCGGAGAAGGCAUUUCUUAUGCGGAAUAGGCAUCAGGAGGCCCUGAUGAAAAGAUCUGUGAUGCUAGGCCAUGCAUUGCAGGUGUCAUGGGUCAUCGCAAAAUAUGCAUGACAAACUUGACAAUCUUCCAGACCCAGACAUAUUUGCACUUGAUAUCCCGAUGGUUUGACCCACUACCCCGCUGUGAAAGCUAUGCAUUGCAAAAGCAUUGUACGUAGUAGAAAUUGCAUCACAAACUUGAUGCUCAGCAUUACAAAUGGAAAAAUGGAAUUUGUAAUGCUGGUUUACCUAUCAGAGAGCAGAUUUGUCAUGCAUGACUGCAAUUACAACGAACACGACAUUAUUUUUGCAAUGCAUAAAGGCGGGCCUUGUGCAAGACCACCCGAUCCUUGCGCUCCAGGCGCACAAAGCAGAGCUGGUUCCCUACGACCGUCCGCAGAACGUGAUGAUCAAAAAACUCAAGCCGGUUUUCGAAACGCAAGUGAAAGAGAAGAAGCGGGAAUUUCUCCUGCGCGAAGACAUCCAGCGGCUGAUAGAUUACAAGGGCAGACCGCUCGAACGCAGUCCGCCGAUGAUCCGCCGGAGGCUGCGGGAAGUCGACGAAGAGCUCCAGUGUGUCCAGGAAGAAUACAUCAACGCCAAGAGGGAAGCGGAGCAGGCCGAAGAAGACGAAGAGCGUGCAGCUGAUGAGAUCGAGUUUGGCCUCGAGGAUCUGAUUCAAAUGGUCGGGGAAGAUUCGUUCCACGUCCAGGAGCUUCGGGAAAAGCAACGAGAGCAGUUGCGGGAGGAAUUCCGGCAGGAGAAAAAGCGACGGUCCAAGUCGGAACGGCAGCGGUACCGCGAGGAGCAGGAGAGACUGGAACGGGAAAAGCAGAAACUUCGCGAGAAAAACCAGUUUAAACGGGAGCAGGACAAGAAGGUGCGGGAAGCGGAAAGACGGCGGCUGGAAGAAGACUUCGAACGCUUACAUGCCGAUCGACAGAGCCUCCGGCAGCUGUGGGUGGACGAGAAGGAGCGGCGAAGGAAAAAGGGCUUGAAAAUCUUCGACAGCGACGACGGGAAGGACACGAGUGAAAGCAGUUCCGAUGAGGAGGAAAAUGCAAGCCACGACAUGGUAAACCUUCGCAAGCUUCUGCAGUUGGGGAAUAACAAGGAGCGCAGCUCUCGUGGUGAGCGACGGCGACGAGAAACAAGGUCCGCUCGGGGAAAUAAAACGAAAAAUAGCAGCACCUCGUCUUCUAGUAGUUCGAGUUUAGCAAAGGAAAAUGAUGAGGCGAGAAGUCGUGCCUCGCAGAAACUCGAAGUUGGCUACCUCUCCAGUUCUGACUCUUCCGACAAUGAUUCGGUCAGCACUGAGAAUGACGACUUUGACGAGCAACGCAUUCUUCUCACGACAAAACCGGCGAGAACUACACCAGCAGCUUCCGGGUCAUCUUCCGGCGGUGGUACAAGUAGAACAACUCGUACAACUUUAAGAACUAGAGUCCCUCGUUUCAUUGACCAGCGAACAAACUUCGCGAAGGAUGUGGUCCAGAUGGAGCAGCGAAGGGAUAAAAUUUUGGAAUUAAAGCAACGCCAGGCGGCGGUGCGCCGCGAAAGGGAGAGAAGUUUUCUCGGUAGAAAGCACAAAGCAGCGCAGCAAAACCAAAACUACUCAUCGUCGUCCGGAGAGAAGCUGCAAAUCACGACGUCAGCUGGCGCGCCGAACAAGCCGGUAGUUGUACUCCCGCCGCUCGGGUCGUACCAGGCGCGCGACGCACAGCUCCUAGUAAAGGUGUUCGCGGAACAAUUCGACUUUUUCAGCACAAGAACUUCUUCGUCUUGUUCGUGGUCGCAAGCAAGUGGUGGAACGAAUUUGACCGCUAGGUCUGGAGCCACUGCAGAAGUCGAACUCCUCCAAAACCUUGUGCAGACGACAUGGCAAGAGAUCCAACUGGAAUACAAAUCAGUCACAUUGGAAGAGCGGAAGAGGGAAGAAACAACAGCGAUGGCGAACGAAGAGAACCAAAAACAGCUUGUCAAAGCCGAGGUCAGAAGGACAAAAGACGUAAUCCGGCAGCGGGAAAAACUCCGCUACCUGCAAAGGCGGGAGCGGAAACUACAGAACAAGCGGAAGAGAGUGGAUUCGGAAAUGGCAGAAAUGGAGAUGAAGCGGCUGCUGCAACACCGGGCGAUGGCGCUGGCGAAGUUGAAAGAUUUGGAACAAAUAGGCGUUGGACCACCAAAUAGUGCUACUUCGGAAGAAAUAAAUCAGAAAACUUCAAACGACGACCCCGUACCACCCGGACCAGGGCAGGAUGAAGAAGACGACAGCUCGAGUCUGCCUAGUAGUCGUGCCAGUUCGAGCUCUGAGGAUUGGAGCGGCCCGCCGUCUACUGAGAGUGAAGCAGAAGAUGGCGAAGAUGUAGAUGGAGGUGUUCCUCCUUCAUCUCCCGAUGUUGAGGACCACACUGUCACUGUUGACCUUUCUGCAGCACCUAGUUGUCCUAGAUCACCACCAUCAUCCACACCACCUUCAGAUGACGGCUCUUCUGACUUGCCAAGCGAUAAGUCCAGCUCGAGUUCUUCUGACCGCGUUGGAGACGAUAUCAGCGAAAGCAGCGCUAGUGAUAGCGAAACAGAUGGUGGUCCUGCAGCCAACGAGGAUAACAAUAAAUCGCUCAUGAGAAGAACAUCUUGUGAGAAGAAGUGCGACGAAGAACCGCUGCAAGGAGAGUAUACCGACCAGCACAGCACGGAAAAAGACGAGAAGUCUUCGCUGCAACGGCCACCAUCUCCUCCGCCACGAGAACUCAUUUUGACACUGAAUCCGGAAUGGCUGCCAUUCUUCGUGUAUGAAUUGCAAUAAAAGCAUCGUACUAGUCGUAAUUGCAUUACAAAUUAGCUCAGCAUGCCAAAUAGAAUUUACCAUGCUGAUUUACCUUGGGAUGGAGAUUUGUAAUGCAUAAUUGCGAUUACUACGAGUGCGAUACUUUUGCGCAGGAUAUUGUGGAACUGCAAGACUGCGGGUUGCUCUCCCUUGCGAACUUUCUAUCAAAUGCAAAAAUGUCUGGGUCUGGAACAAAGCAACUUGUCAUGCUAAAUCGGGUUCAUGUAAAAAUCUGUAUUGCAUGAUUACCCAAAGCUGUCCACUUUUGACCUAAUCGAGAGGCAGUUUCUCAUGCAGGAUGGGCAUGAUAGAACUCUCAAAGAAUCUGUCAUGCUAUGUCCUACAUACGAGACCUCAUGGGUCAUGAAAAAGCUGCAUGACAAAUCUCGCAUUCUUGCAGACCCAGACACUUUUGCAUUUGAUACUUUCCGGGUGUAAGCGAAAUCCGGGUGGCUGAGCCUGGGGACUACAUGAUGAAAAACAAACGGGCGACAACUUCUUCAGGGCGCACGACUGACAUGUUGUCCGCGGACUCGCAAAUGGACGAGUUUGAAGACCUUGACCCGGAGAAAGCCCACGAAAUGUUUCAGAUAUCGAAGCGGCUCGCGGAAAGGAGCUUGUUUUUCCGACGGGAAGAGUUUCGCCAGAAGAGGAGAACAACUACAGAGCGUAAAAGUACAUCGGAAGUUGGCGUGGACAAGAAGAGCAGCGGUAUAAUGAAAUCUCACAGCCAGAUGAACAUCGUCAAGCCUCCUGCUCCAGCGGAGGAAGGAUCUCCGUCCAACCCGAGCAGCGCAGGGGCGCCGAAGAUACUUGAGCCUCGGGUUCGCACGACCGUAGAAGAAGACGUUCUUCCAACACAAGCACAACCGUGGAGGAUGACGAAAGCGCAAGACCGCGCACGUGCACGCACUCGAGCCCGCGAAAACGAGCAAGAAUUGCGGGACUUCAAGUACAAGACGACACACGCAAUUUACGAAGACGCGGCUCGCCGAGUAGGGUCUUUGGUGGACAGUGGCCACUGCUCCGUGACGGAAGCCUGCUGGCAUUACGGCUACAUCGAAAUCUGCAAUUUUUUCCACCGCGCGGCCAAGGACCUCUACUGCGUAGUAUCCUCCACCUCGAGCAGUAGUUCUGGUGUCGGGGAUAGAAAUUUUCGUAAAAAUCCAAAGUAUCCGUACCUCAACUAUGUCGAGGGACAACUACCGUGGGGCGGGCUGCUCGAACGCGGCCUGAAGAGAGACGCAAGGCUGCUGGCACACUUCGUGUCAUCACCGGGUGGUCGUGCUGGUAACACGAACGCCGGUUCAAUGUCUUCUCGGCGGUUACAACUUGAAGCUACAGCGCUUCUGUGUGGGUUACGUGGCGAUGCUGCGGAACAACAGUUCUUUUCCUGCUGGCAAGAACAUGAUCGAGAACGGCAUAAAGAGUCAUCAGCUAGAACUACCAGGAAGGCCCGUAGGAUCGCUGCGGAGGAGCUCCGUGAGGAAAUCGAGUCCGCGCGCGAGGACUUCCUGUGCGAAGUAUUGCAGGAGGUCCGGACUGAGAAGCUGUGGGACGACGUCGACCGGGAGCCAAUGCCAGACCAACAGCCUCCACGACCUGUCGGCGUCAAUAAAACUACCGAUCAUCAUGCAGGAGUUCUUGUACGAAAAUCUUCCACGAUGAUCGCUGAUCCAAGGCGGAUGUUGGAGCGAGCUGGUCAGCGCAUUCUGCAACGCGAGACGUUGUUUGCACUAGGGGAAGAAUUAUUGUUUCCACGUGAUGAAAAUCAAACUGGAAAUCCACUGUCGACGAUGAUGAAUUCUGUAUCCACUGCAAAAGAAUCGUACUCGUAGUAAUUGCAGACAUGCAUUACAAAUCUUGUUCCUAAGCUAAAUCAGCAUUACAAAUUUUAUCUCUUAUGCUGAGGAAAUUUGUAAUGCAUUUAUACGAGUACGAUACUUCUGCGGAGGAUAUUCUGCGGUUCAACCGGAUUUCGGUUUGUUUUCCUCGUCUAGUACGAGAAAUAGUGCUUUGCACGACGACGUCGUCGACCCUCCAUCCCUCACCGACAUCAUCGACCUGGAGUUCUGCUGGACACUGGCCAGAUACUUCUUCCGCCAGUAUGCCCUUUGCGAAGAAGGAGGACGAAGGACGUGGUCUUUUCGGGGUUUUUCUUCCACCUCCUCUGCACCACCACAAUAUCACUGGAUACUACGAACGGCGCACUGGUCCCCGGAAGAGCGGCUGCAGUUGUUCCAGGCCCGGGUAAAAGAACAACUCGAAGAUCAUAGUGUGCGGACACUGAAAGAAAUUUCCAGAACUUGAUGAGAUUCGUUCUUGUGGAAAAUAGAAAAAUUGGUGAUCUUAAUAUGUUCUGUAAAUAUUUCGGAUCUUCCAAUGUCGUGUCGUAAGGCUUUUCCACCAGAACCUUCCAGUUGUAUUUCCUUUUUAUUUUUAUACGCAAAGUCGUAUGGAAAUAAACUUCGACGGAUUCAGUGAAGAACGCCUUGCAAUCUAUGUAUAUCAAAUAAACCGUCGAGGCCAUGCGGAUUUUUGAAGAUUUUUUUGAUGUUUAUCAAGAUAUUUAUUAUAUCGGCGCUACUUCUUCCCUCUGGGAUUUUACACAGCAAUAUAAGACACACAUGAAGAUCAGAGCACACCUGAGGAACAAAACAAAAUAAACGAUACUUAGCUUCGCGUUACGCAAAAUCGAAAUUUUGCUAAACGUAAAUCAUUCUUUCACUACGAUUGUGUUGAAGUACGAGGUUAUUGUCACCUCUUUCUACGUAUGGGUAUGCAAUGCAAAAGCCUCGUACUAGUAUAAAUUGCAUUACAAAUUGGAAGCCCUUCAGUACAAAUUUAACUAUGCAAUGCGGAUUUAGAUUUACCUUGAGAAAGAGAUUUGUAACGCAUAAACUGCGAGAGUGAACCUCUAGGCACAUUACCACGGCUUGGUCCUGGUCCACCUCGCAGAAAAACCGUCCUCACCCCACUCUAAACCUUACACUUGCUUUACACCUACUUAUAGCGAAGAUUUAGAACCUAGCUCAGCUGUGCUGUUGAGAUACAGAACAUGUGAUUCAGUUUGAUAUAUUGAUAGAUAGAGCUGAGUUUGAUAUAUCCAUUCAAGCAAUUGAAUCCAAGAAGUUGAGCACUUCUACAUCAACACCAAGACCCGUAGUUAUCAGGACAAUAUCAGAAAAUUUUCCCAAGAAGACUUUAUUUCUCAAGACGCAACUAUUUUUCCCUCUCUGUUAUUUCUCUAGAAUUGUCGAUACACAUAGAUCACGCAACAGUACCUACGCUUAAGAUCAGCCAUUGACGACUAUCCUUCCCUGCGUAAGCAUCUGAAUUUGGUAUGACUAGGAAAAUAAAUCUCGACGUAUAGAUACAACGUACAUUGGAACCACUCAAUAAACAAACAAAAUAAAGAGCAAGAAUAUUUCUAAAUACGCUAAACUCCAAUUUUAGUUUUUAACGCCUGCUCAGAAUCAAAUACAAAUUUCGAAUUUCUCAUUUACGCAUUUGUAUUUGUUUAGUGGGAAGAAACCCGGAAAAUGAAAUAAUUACAGCGAUAGAAACCCGGAAAAUGAAAUAAUUACAGUGACAACAACCUCCUUCUAUUCUCGGAAAGCGAAAUAUAACUACAGAAGAAAACAACGACGAUAUGUUGACUGCGCAAAGUUUUAUAUUUAUUCGAGGUACAAGUACCUCCAAACUAACCCCUCUACGAGUACGAAGUUGGUCGUGUCCGUCUCCGCGUUUCCUGCUUCCAAUGACGAAGUUGCACCGCAUAAGUGGGCGUCAGAAAUUCCUACUGCCCCAAAUUUUGUUUUUGGGGCAGCAACAUUAUACGUAAAGGUAAGAUACUAUGGCAGCGUCUGAGUGAUUACUGUCAAGGCGAUUCAAAAAUUCCCAUUUCAAAUUAAAAACAUUGCAGUAUCAGGUGCUCUUUAGGUGUUGUUUCGCGCGUCGCGUGCGCGCGUACAGGUGCCGUCUCCCGUGGUGGUAGCAGUUGGAGAAGAGUACGCAAGUCAAAACGAGCGCUCCAAUUUGAGCUAGCUAGAUAAGGCAACUAGUUUGGUCAUGCUUAAGGUGAAAUCAGAGGCCGGAAUAGGCCCUCUGGAAGCGGGUUCGUUGCUGCUUGCCCAGGUGCCGGCUGAUUGCUGGUUCCUGGUGCCCCGUCAUGGUAUGCUUUGUUUUUCGUCAUAUCAUCGGCGGAAGGCAUUUGCGGACCUCUCUAGAGACCUCUCAAUGAGCCUCGGACUGAGCCUCUCAAUCACGCUGAGAAAUUGGCGCUCAGAUAGAGGCAAAUUGAUAGGUCUAAACUUCCAUUUAAAAACCUCUGUUGAAUCGCGGCAGCAAAAAAUGCAAAUUUUUGACGGGGCACCAGCGGCAACAGGCGUGGCAGGAUACCUUACAAGCGGCGCUAUUGGCGCCCAUAUUAGCCUCAGCUACAUGCUUACUUCAUACCCUAUUUAGACAUCCUCUGAGCUGCCUUAUCUAGCUCGCUCAAAUUGGAACGCUUUUCAUAUGCAUAAAUUGGAGCCCGGAUGUUGACGCACCACCGGAACCGCGACGGCAACCACCCUGCAGACCCGCGACGAAGAGAUGGAUACAGCUUGGGAUAAGAGUUGUUUUUAAAUUGAAAUGGGAAUUUUUGAAUCGAUAAAACAAUAAUCACUCAGACGCCGCCAUAGAUACUUUUACUUUUACUUUCAACUUAUUUGCGUCGGAAAAUCAAAUUACUACUCUAAGUGGGACACCGUGCUGCUACGGGCAGCACGGAAAAUACGCAAUAAGUAUAAAUGAAGCUGGUGACAUUGAUCAUCAAGCUCAGAGUUCUUUUCUAGGCUGCUUUAUUUCGCAGCGAUGAAAAUGCAAUAGAACGGCACCGCAUUUUGCGAGUCCGUGAAGAAGUCGAAAGUGCUGCUAGUUUAGUACCACUUUCGGUUCUUGCUAGUAGUAUUCUCGAUAUUUUUUUUUCAUGUUUUUGCGCAUGUUGCUUUUUUUCAUAUCACGCCAAAAAACAUGUAGUUUUUGUCUACAUCAGUAGAUUUUGUUUGAUGUGGAGUUGUAUCUAUGCCUUUGCCCGUGCCCCGCACAUAAUAUCUGAAAAAAAGAAAUAGAAAUGGCAAACAUUUUAUAUCCUUCUGCAAGCACAUGCAAUAAAAAGGGCUUUGUUCACUCCGCGUCAAACCAACUGAACUCAUUCCAUUCUUUCGAGCUCGACAAAUCUUUCUACGGAAGAGAAGCAGCGAGGUGUUUCCUGCGGUAAAAACAG